Prorocentrum cordatum is the source of this 358-nucleotide messenger RNA. NCBI's taxonomy places the organism in Eukaryota, Dinophyceae, Prorocentrales, Prorocentraceae. The record is from the annotation of a GenBank genome assembly.
GCGUGGACGAGCUCAGGCCGCAGCGGCUCCACUCGUUCUGCGAGCCCGCGACCGAGGACGGCGCCAGUGGCCUUCGCUGGUGUUCGCACUCGGUGCAGAGGGCGCUGGAGGACGGCGGGGACGUGCAGAUGGCUUGGGGCAUGCGGGUGAACCCCGACCACAUCCUCUCGCUGGACACGGAGGCCGAGCACGGCGUGCGCCUCGCCGAGUGCUCGCCGCGGGAGCUGCGCCUGGAGCUGCCGGAGUCCCACGCGAGGCACGCCGCCGAGGGCAGGUUCGUCGUGGGCUCGCGCUUCGCGCACGGGUGCCGGCACCUCGAGCACCGGCCGCUGUACCACCGCAUCAAGGAGGUGAAGAG